UAUAACCCUCCCCUCUCUCUCUCUCUCUCAAACCCUCACUCAUUCACCACACCUCACACUUCUCUCCUUGAUCUUCCUCACCAUCUCAACCAUGGCUUCAGAAACUCCCAAGGUGAAACUCACCGGAAAAACCCAUGUGAAGCCGAACAAGAAGCUCGGGAAGAAGGAUCAUUGCCAGCUGGUCACCUUCGACCUCCCCUACCUGGCCUUUUACUACAACCAGAAGUUACUGUUUUACAAGGGCAGUGACUUCGAGGACAUGGUGAAGAAGCUCAAGGAGGGCCUUGGGGUGGUUCUGGUCGAUUUUUACCAGCUGGCCGGGAGGCUCGGGAAAGACGAGGAGGGAGUGUUUAGGGUUGAGUAUGAUGAUGACGUGGAGGGCGUGGAGGUUGUGGAGGCUGUGGCGGAGGAGAUUAGCAUAGCUGAUCUGGAGGUUGAAGAAGGAACUAGCUCUCUGAAGGAGUUGAUUCCUUAUAGUCUGGUCUUGAACUUGGAGGGCAUGCAGAGGGCUUUGUUAGCUGUUCAGCUAACCAAGCUGAAAGAUGGAAUCGCAAUAGGGUGCGCCUUCAACCAUGCGAUCCUUGACGGCACCGCCACGUGGCACUUCAUGAGCUCCUGGGCCGAGAUCUGCAACGGGUGCCCCACCAUUUCGACCCGGCCCUUCCUCGAACGCACCAAGGUCCGAGACACGCGGGUGAAGCUCGACCUCUCUCCGCCUCCAUCCAACGGCAACGGAACCGCCAACGGCGCCUCAUCCAACGGCAACGCAUCCCCACAGCUCAGGGAGCGCGUCUUCAAAUUCUCCGAAUCCGCCAUCGACAAGAUCAAGUCAACAGUCAACGCCAACCCCCCAUCCGACGGCUCAAAGCCGUUCUCCACCUUCCAGUCCCUCUCCGUCCACAUCUGGCGCCACGUCACCAAGGCGCGAAGCCUCAAGCCGGAGGACUACACCGUCUUCACCGUCUUCGCCGACUGCCGGAAAAGGGUCGACCCGCCAAUGCCGGACAGCUACUUCGGCAACCUCAUCCAGGCAAUCUUCACCGUCACCGCCGCCGGACUUCUCUCCGGCAACCCGCCGGAGUUCGGCGCGGGCGUGAUUCAGAAAGCCAUUGAGUCCCACAAUGCCAAUGCCAUUGAACAGAGGAACAAGGAAUGGGAGAGUGCCCCGAAGAUCUUCGAGUUCAAGGACGCCGGAGUGAACUGCGUGGCGGUGGGGAGCUCGCCGAGGUUCAAGGUUUAUGAGGUGGAUUUCGGGUGGGGAAAACCCGAGGGGGUGCGAAGCGGGUCGAAUAAUAGGUUCGAUGGGAUGGUUUACUUGUACCAGGGGAAGAGUGGAGGGAGGAGCAUUGAUGUGGAGAUAAGCUUGGAGGCUGGAGCUAUGGAGAAGCUAGAGCAAGACAAGGAGUUUCUUCUUCCUCUGGUUUGAUGAAACUGUUAACUGUUUGUGUGGUUUUAGUUUGAACUUUGAAGCAUGCAUGGAAUGUUAUAAUAAGGAUCAGGACAACUAUGUGUUAUGUACCUUGAUUGUAAUUGUAGAAAUGCGUGCUAGUAUUGGAGUGUUUGCUUUGAUGAAAUUGAUCAUAAUAUUGGUUGCGGAGAUGA
Messenger RNA from Rosa rugosa (rugosa rose), 1602 nucleotides. RefSeq names its product BAHD acyltransferase DCR. The coding region runs from base 92 to 1426 and encodes 444 amino acids. The record is from RefSeq and is a predicted model, not a curated record. The transcript is spliced from 2 exons. Lineage: Eukaryota; Viridiplantae; Streptophyta; Magnoliopsida; Rosales; Rosaceae.